Messenger RNA from Penaeus indicus, 955 nucleotides. RefSeq names its product COP9 signalosome complex subunit 8-like (gene CSN8). Gene Ontology annotation, biological process: COP9 signalosome assembly; protein deneddylation. Gene Ontology annotation, cellular component: COP9 signalosome. Bases 29 to 586 code for a protein of 185 amino acids. The record is from RefSeq and is a predicted model, not a curated record. The transcript has 4 exons. Lineage: Eukaryota; Metazoa; Arthropoda; Malacostraca; Decapoda; Penaeidae.
CGUAUCCCUCUCUCGCAAGUUGUAAACAAUGGCCGACGUCGACUUCUCCAAAAUUGCAGAAGACCUCGAAAAACAGGAGCUAGAUGCACCAAAUGGAGUACCACCAGCACAUGUGUAUGAGCAACUUCUAGCUAUUUACUUAUUACAAAAUGACCUAACAGGUGCAAAGUUCUUGUGGAAGCGAAUACCAGCUAGCACUAAAACAGCAACCCCAGAGUUAGGCCUUAUUUGGGCAGUUGGCCAGAAUCUAUGGCAGCGUGAUCUACCAGCAGUGUACACGGCCCUGAAGCAAGAAUGGUCUCCAACUGUAAAGGAUAUUAUGAAAGCUGUUCAUGAUCAUGUCCGCCAAAGAGCACUGGAUUUGGUUGCUCGAGCGUAUACCUCCAUUAGUGCAGAAGAUUUCUCACAGUUAGUGGGCAUGACUGUAGAGGAAGCAAUAAUCGCUGCUAAGGGUCAAGGCUGGGGCUAUGAUGAACCCACGAGAAUGAUUCUUCCUGUCCCAAAAGCCCCCAAGCCUCACACACCCACACCUUCAGAAGAGCAGUUGCGCAGACUUGCCGAUUAUGUUUCAUUUUUGGAAAACUGAAUCUUAAUUAUAUUGCUUUAAGAGUUAUUGUAAUACCAGUUGUAUUUACUUAGAUUAUACAUGUUAAAGAAUGUAAUGUGCCACUGACUGAAAGCUUUGUAAAACAUUUGUCAUAUAAAAGCAUGGAAAUAUUUAUUUAUUCAUUAUCGUUAUUUUUUUAUGUUCAAAAGACUUUCAUAUGUUAUGCACUCAUUUCUUAUUAUUAGAUACUGCAAGGUGGUACUCGGUGAGAACAUGUUCUUUAUUUAUUUAUUUUUACUUUUGUUUCCUGGCUGUAUUAUCUGCCUUCAUUGCUGACAUUUUUUGUUUCAGUUAUUUCAAUUGUGAAAAAAUUUGAAAUUUUUUCAAAUAAAAUUAUACUUUAUUGUU